Molecule: messenger RNA, 1343 nt
Organism: Fragaria vesca subsp. vesca
Lineage: Eukaryota; Viridiplantae; Streptophyta; Magnoliopsida; Rosales; Rosaceae
Product: type I inositol 1,4,5-trisphosphate 5-phosphatase 11-like
Exons: 6
Coding region: 156-1205 (349 amino acids)
Biological process (GO): response to jasmonic acid; response to abscisic acid; phosphatidylinositol dephosphorylation
Cellular component (GO): plasma membrane
Molecular function (GO): phosphatidylinositol-3,5-bisphosphate 5-phosphatase activity; phosphatidylinositol-3,4,5-trisphosphate 5-phosphatase activity
Source: RefSeq, a predicted model, not a curated record
CCUAACUUAUAUAUAAAUAGCUUCUUUCCCAAUCUAGCUAGCAUGACUAGCUAGCUAGUUCAGCACUUGAUCUGUAUAGGUUUCGAAUCAGCUUGGAGCUAGCUAUCUGCAGAAAAGGAAAGUCCAUACAGGGAUAUGAACCUACAAGGCAUAUAAUGACCAGUAUGGGAAAUUCCAGCUCCAGUGAAGGAGGAGGAUUCAAGAACUCUAACAGAAAGCACUACAAGCAGCUCGAUUCUACUAUUUCUGCAGGUUAUGAUCAUGAAGGAAUAAAGAGGGUUAAGGCAGACAAGUACGUCUGUGAUUCCCCACCUUAUUCCGAUCUAUGCAUUUGCGUGAUUACGUGGAACAUGAACGGCCGGUUAUGCUACCGAGAUUUGAUGAUGGUUGCCCGGAACAACAGCAAGUUCGAUCUUCUGGUUAUCGGUCUGCAAGAAGUGCCCCGGAAACUGUUCGAACGACCGUUGCAGACAGCGCUUCUUGACUCUCACGUAUUGUUGGGAGAAGCCACUAUGCAAUCAAUACACCUGUAUGUCUUUGGUGCAAAGGGCUCAGACUUGUUCCUCAGAGAAAUGAAGAUUGAUAAGCUUUCAUUUGGGGGAUGUGGAGGACUAGUCGGAAGGAAUAAAGGAGCUGUGGGAAUCCGCAUCAACUAUAAAGGCAUUCCAAUGGUCUUCAUCUCUGGCCAUCUCUCUGCUCAUGCUCGCAAUGUGGGGAAGAGGAAUUCCGAAUUCAAGAGUGUAUCAGAAUCUUUUUUCUCCAAGGCCUUGAAAAAGGACCCUUAUGCUUCACCUCCCAAAAUCAUCGUCUGGUUGGGAGAUCUCAACUACCGAAUACAAGGGAUUGAAAAUCAUUCCGUACGAAAUAUGAUAAACAAAGAUCUCCACGGACUACUAUCCAGCAAUGACCAACUAUUACAAGAAGCCGAGAGAGGAGAAAUCUUCAAAGGAUUCCGCGAGGGGACGUUAACCUUCAAACCGACUUACAAAUACGACGUCGGAAGUAGCAACUACGACACAAGCUAUAAGGUGCGAGUGCCGUCGUGGACCGACCGGAUUCUGUUCAAGACGGAGGAGGAUACAGACGACGAGUUCCAUGCGACGCUACACUCAUACGAAUCCAUGGACGAGAUUCACAGUUCAGAUCAUAAACCAGUCAAAGCUCACAUAUGUUUGAAACUUAACAAAUCACCAAACACAUCAUGAUCACAAUUAUUAGCCUCUGGAAACUAUGUGCUUAAUGUAACGUACAAUGACUUUUCUGUGAUUAUGACAUCAUGUUUUGAUGACUUUCCUAAAUAAGUAGAAGCAAAGAUAUCGAAUUCAAUUGCUUCACUCUUAAUU